CUGCGUACAAAUCCCCAGGGGAUGCUGCCAUGGGGUCUAAAAGACAAUCCCCUGAGGGUGAAGACCACGCCCUACCUCCUCCAGAACCCAAACGGCGGGUCCUCACACGGAGUAUAAGUGAACAAAGCACAAGCAUGGAGGACCGCGAAGUCUCGCACCUCAGGCGAGAUCUCGAGGAUGUAAUUGAGCGCGAGAGUGACCUUCGCGAGCAACUUCGUUUUACGGAAGAGGAGGUCAAAGUUUUGCGUAAAAAGCUUCAAGAGACUGAGGUUGAAAACGAGACUUUGUCCAUGCAGCUAAAAAAGAUGUCCCCAAGCGGCUCUAGGGGAGCCAAGGGGACGAAGAAGCGACAGGGUUCUCUGGAAGAGGUUCUGCCACCAACAUUGCCGGAUAUU
Messenger RNA from Lingula anatina, 395 nucleotides. RefSeq lists its product as uncharacterized. Lineage: Eukaryota; Metazoa; Brachiopoda; Lingulata; Lingulida; Lingulidae. The record is from RefSeq and is a predicted model, not a curated record.